This is a messenger RNA of Dioscorea cayenensis subsp. rotundata (Guinea yam), 1719 nucleotides long. Its product is annotated as berberine bridge enzyme-like 23. The transcript has a single exon. Bases 31 to 1614 code for a protein of 527 amino acids. Gene Ontology annotation, molecular function: FAD binding; oxidoreductase activity. The record is from RefSeq and is a predicted model, not a curated record. Lineage: Eukaryota; Viridiplantae; Streptophyta; Magnoliopsida; Dioscoreales; Dioscoreaceae.
AACACAAGGAGAGAAACACGCACAAAAACAAUGGCAAACCUCAAUCUUCUUCUCCUCUUCAUCCUCUCAAUCUCAGCAUCCAUGAUCUUGUUAGCUUCUUCAAGCACAACAACAAGAAGCUCCAAAUUCCUCCAAUGCUUCAUAAACAAGACUAACUCCACCAAAAACAUCUACACACCGAACACAAGCUCCUACACCAACGUCCUCCUUUCCUCCGUCCAAAACACUCGUUUCAUCACCUCUAAUACCACCACCAAACCAUCCUUCAUCAUCACCGCUGCCACCUUCUCCGACGUGCAAGCCUCCAUAACAUGCAGCCGUCUCGCCGGCCUUCGUGUCCGUGUACGUAGCGGCGGUCAUGACUAUGAAGCCAUGUCCUACGUCUCCUCCGGUGAUCCAUUCAUCACCAUAGACCUUGCUAAACUCCGUUCCAUCACUGUCGACAAAGCUCACGGCACUGCAUGGGCUCAAGCAGGUGCUACCGUAGGUGAGUUGUACUACACCAUUGCUAAAAACAACAGUACAGUGGCCUUUCCUGCAGGUAUCUGCACAACCCUCGGCCUCGGCGGGCACUUCACCGGUGGUGGGAUUGGGACUCUCAUGAGGAUGUAUGGAACUUCAGCUGAUAACAUAGUUGAUGCUCUUAUAGUGGACUCUAAAGGCAAACUUAUGAAUAGAAAAGCCAUGGGAGAGGAUCUCUUUUGGGCUAUAAGAGGUGGAGGAGGUGCAAGCUUUGGGGUUGUUCUCUCAUUCAAGAUAAAGCUUGUCAGCGUUCCGAGCACAGUCACUGUUUUUAAUGUGAUCAAGAACUUGGGUGAGAAUGCAACAGAGCUUGUGGAAAGGUGGCAGACAAUUGCACCAAAGUUUGAUGAGAAGCUGUUUAUAAGAGUGGUUGCUCAGGCUGCGAAUGGAGGUACAACCAUUCAAGCUGUGUUCAAUUCAUUUUAUCUUGGCAGGAUAGAGGAGUUACUUCCGGUGAUGAAGAAGAGUUUUCCAGAGUUAGGAUUGAAGAGAGAGGAUUGCACUGAGGUGAGUUGGUUAGAGUCUGUGCUUUUCUUUAAUGGAGAAUUAGGAAAGAGUGUGGAUAUUUUGCUAGACAGAGAACCACAGUCCAACGGUUCAUUCAAAGCCAAAUCAGACUUUGUGAAGAAGAGUAUAAAUAAGGAAGGGUUAGAGAAGAUAUGGGAGUUUCUUAUGGAGGCUAAGGAUGAACCUUUGACUCUGAUAUUUGAUCCAUUUGGAGGGAAGAUGUAUGAGAUAUUAGAGUCAGAUAUUGCUUUUCCUCAUAGAAAAGGGAACUUGUAUAAUAUUCAAUACUUCAUGAGAUGGUCUGAGACUGCUUCUGCUGUUAGUGAGAAGCAUCUUGAAUGGAUGAGAAAGAUGUAUGAGUUUAUGGCACCUUAUGUUUCUAGUCAACCAAGAACUGCUUAUUAUAAUUAUAAGGAUAUUGAUCUUGGUGUAGCACAUGGAAGCUAUUUGGAAGAUGAAGUUUGGGGUGUUAAGUAUUUUAAGGAUAACUUCAAGAGAUUGGCGCUUGUGAAGGGGAAGGUUGAUCCUGAUAAUUUCUUUCGGAAUGAACAAAGCAUCCCCCCUUUAGUACUUGCCAAACACUAGAAUUUAAAUUAAAAUACUAGACCACAAAAUCAUUGUGAUAAAAAGUUGGUUUAUAGGUGUGUUUAUACACUGCAUGGCUUGUAAUGUCUUAUCAUUUGUACUUUG